Messenger RNA from Fonsecaea multimorphosa CBS 102226, 3696 nucleotides. RefSeq lists its product as uncharacterized. The transcript is spliced from 2 exons. Lineage: Eukaryota; Fungi; Ascomycota; Eurotiomycetes; Chaetothyriales; Herpotrichiellaceae. Gene Ontology annotation, cellular component: RNA polymerase III complex. Gene Ontology annotation, molecular function: DNA-directed RNA polymerase activity; DNA binding; ribonucleoside binding. Bases 1 to 3696 code for a protein of 1231 amino acids. Gene Ontology annotation, biological process: DNA-templated transcription. The record is from RefSeq and is a predicted model, not a curated record.
AUGCCGGCCAAGAGAAAGACCGAUGGCGGUGUCGGUGCGCCUUCGCAUGCCGCCAGAAAGACCGUGGCUAAGACUACAUCAGUGCGCAAAGCACCUGCUAAAGAAGGGCCUCCUGCGGACGCCUCUGCUGCGAAAGACUCGUUACCUGAUCAGACCACAAAGGAAAACCCCAAGAUUGGGAGGCAAUCCCGAAGACCCCAUCACCAUGCAGACAGCUUCGACGCGGCGCUAGAGCCCUUUUACUAUGACAAGUCUCUGACAGAUCCUAUCGAUACUGCUCGAGACAAAUGGAACCUGCUCCCUGCGUUCUUGAAGGUGAAGGGGCUUGUCAAGCAACAUGUGGACUCGUUCAAUCACUUCGUCGAUGUCGAGCUGAAGAAGAUCAUCGACGCUGAGCCGAUCAUUACAAGCGACAUUGAUCCAAAGUUUUACAUCAAAUAUGAAAACAUCUAUAUUGGAAAACCCUGCAGGAACGACGAGAUGGAGAAGUUGUACCGAAGAGAGUUCAAGGAAUCGAGUGUCACCCCCAAUGAGUGUCGCCUGAGGGAUCUCACAUAUGCGGCUCCAAUUCUCGUCGAUAUCCGAUACACAAAGACGAAGGAUGCAUUUCGCACCAAGGCUGUGCCAAUCGGACGCUUGCCAUUAAUGUUGCGAAGUAAUAAAUGCGUUCUUGCCAAUAAGUCGGAAGCCGAGAUGUGCGCGAUGGAUGAAUGUCCUCUGGACCCCGGUGGCUAUUUCAUUGUCAACGGCACUGAGAAGGUCAUUUUGGUCCAGGAGCAGCUCAGCAAGAACCGAAUCAUUGUCGAGGCCGAUCCAAAGAAAGACCUGAUUACUGCUUCGGUCACCAGCUCCACUCAUGCAAGAAAGUCAAAGAGUUAUAUUGUGCUCAGGAAGGACCUCCUAUACAUGAAGCACAAUAUUCUCAAGGAAGAUAUACCCAUUUGUGUUCUGUUGAAAGCAAUGGGUGUCUCUUCCGAUAUGGACAUGAUGAAUAUCGUUGCUGGCCCCGACCCAACCCUACAAGACGACUUCGCGAUCAACUUCGAAGAAACGAUCAAGAAUCAAAUCCAUACCCAACAACAGGCCCUAGAAUACAUUGGAGCACGUCUCAAGAUUACUGCCAAGUCGACCCCUUUUGGGCAAGCUCGCAGAAAUUUCGUUCAGGAAGCUGUCGAAGCUAUCAGUACCGUCUUCAUUGCUCAUGUUCCAAUAGAGGAUCUCAACUUCAGGCCCAAGGCCCUCUAUGUAGCACAUAUGGCACGCCGCGCUCUGAUGGCAAAGCGGAACCCGGCCCUAGUCGACGAUCGAGAUUACGUUGGCAACAAGCGCCUGGAGCUGGCAGGGCAAUUACUUUCUCUGCUCUUUGAGGACUUGUUCAAAAAGUUCAAUUACGACGUCAAGAUGAAGAUUGACAAAGAGCUGAGGAAACAAAAUAAGACCGCCUUGGCAGAUCCUGUUAGGAUCAUGGUCGGGGCGUCAGGAAAUAUCACUCAAGGCAUGAACAGAGCAAUCGCCACUGGCAAUUGGAACUUGAAGCGUUUUCGAAUGGACAGAGCUGGUGUCACUCACCUCCUCAGUCGAUUGAGCUUCAUCGCAUCUCUCGGCAUGAUGACCCGAAUUUCGAGUCAAUUUGAGAAGACCCGCAAAGUCAGUGGCCCUAGGGCGCUCCAGCCAUCAUCGUUUGGCAUGCUUUGUCCAGCAGAUACGCCUGAAGGUGAAGCUUGUGGUUUGGUCAAGAACCUAGCUUUGAUGACACACAUCACAACAGAUGACGAAGAGGCACCGAUCAAACGACUUAUCUUUAUGCUAGGCGCUGAAGACAUAGUUACAGUUGGCGGAUCAGAACUCUACGCCACUGGGUCGUACCUCGUGCUGUUGAAUGGCACUCCUGUCGCCGCUACCCGCCAGCCCUCACAUUUUCUAUCGUCGUUUCGACGUCUGCGCAGAUCCGGACGAAUCUCCGAGUUUGUAUCAAUCUUCAUCAACCAUCACCACAACACGAUCCAAGUGGCAACAGAUGAAGGUCGGAUAUGCCGGCCCCUGAUUAUUGUUGAGGAUAAGAAAUCCAAGGUCACCAAACGGUACUUGAAGUCCCUCAGACAGGGAUCGAUGGACUUUGACGACUUUCUGGCGCGCGGUCUCGUGGAAUAUCUGGAUGUCAACGAAGAAAAUGAUAGCAAUAUCGCCAUGUAUGAAUCCGACAUCAAUUCAACAACCACUCACUUGGAAAUUGAACCCUUCACGAUCCUUGGGGCAGUUGCAGGGCUGAUUCCAUAUCCUCAUCACAACCAGUCGCCCCGGAACACUUAUCAAUGCGCCAUGGGGAAACAAGCUAUCGGUUUCAUUGCCAACAACCAGUUCUUAAGGAUCGAUACCUUGCUGUAUCUAAUGGUCUAUCCUCAGAAACCCCUCGUGAAGACGAGGACCAUCGAACUGGUCAAAUACGACAAACUCCCUGCUGGUCAGAACGCGACGGUGGCUGUCAUGUCGUACAGCGGUUACGACAUCGAGGAUGCCCUCGUCCUCAACAAGGCAUCGGUUGACCGCGGUUUUGGUCGCUGCCAGGUCCUUCGCAAGUACCCGGUCACCAUCAAGACUUAUGCGAAUGAGUCCUCCGAUGUGGUUUACCCUCCUUCCAAGAAUGAUGACGGCACCAUAGCCAGAGGUCAUGCUCUACUAGACUCAGAUGGGGUGGCGUCUGUCGGUGAGAAAAUCAGUAGCGGAGAGAUCUACGUCAACAAAUAUGUGCCCAGGAACGCCAACUCUUCGGGACUGUCAGAAAAUGGCUCUGAUAGUCCUCGCGCUUUUGGGUGGGACCCACAGCCACAGAAAUAUCGUCUUCCGGACCCCAGUUACAUCGACAAAGUCAUGGUGACUGAAACCGAAGCCGGUAAUAAAGUUAUCAAGAUUCAGACGCGGCAGACGAGGGUCCCAGAAGUCGGCGACAAGUUCUCGUCCAGACACGGACAAAAGGGUGUUGUGGGAAUCAUUGCCGAGCAAGUCGACAUGCCAUUCUCAGAUCUGGGUAUCACGCCAGACAUCAUCAUGAACCCUCACGGCUUCCCCUCUCGAAUGACGGUAGGCAAAAUGCUGGAGCUCGUUUCCGGCAAAGCAGGCAUCCUCAAGGGAAAAUUCGAGUACGGCACCGCGUUUGGGGGCAGCAAGCUUGAAGACAUGUCCCGCGCCCUGAUCGAAGCGGGCUACAGUUACGACGGCAAGGACUAUCUCACCUCUGGCAUUACCGGGGAACCCUUACCUGCCUACGUCUUCACGGGCCCAAUCUACUAUCAGAAACUCAAACACAUGGUCCAAGACAAGAUGCACAGCCGAUCUCGUGGGCCCCGAGCCAUCCUCACGCGUCAACCUACAGAAGGGCGUUCCAGAGACGGCGGUCUACGACUGGGUGAAAUGGAACGCGACUGCCUCAUCGCGUACGGCGCGUCCCAACUGCUCCGCGAGCGGCUCAUGUUGUCAAGCGAUCAGCACCAGGUGGACGUCUGUGAAAAUUGCGGGUUCAUGGCCUUUGCAAGAUGGUGUCAGCGGUGCAGCAAGGCCGGCGAACCGGGCUCCAACGUGGUCAGGAUGACGCUGCCGUAUGCAUUCAAGCUCUUGCUCAACGAACUGGGCAGCAUGAACGUCAAUACCAGGUUGAUUGUGUCUGAUGAGUUUCCUGCCGACGGCUCGAGGAGGGCUUGA